CAAGUAUUCACUGAUUUUGAUGGCACUUUGUCCUUGGAUGACACGGGUCUAUUGUUGAUUGAUGAUCAUCGUUCAAUGGGUCCUGAACGUAGACGCGUAUUAGAACACGAAAUUAUGGAUGGUGUCAAAUCUUACAAGGAUGCACUUCAAGAAAUGUGGAAUUCAGUCCAUAUCUCUUGGGAUGAAGCAUGGUCUGAAUACUUAAACCACUGUCGUGUUGAUCCCGGGUUUCCUUCUUUUUAUGAUUAUUGUCGAGAAAACAAGUUUCCUGUGACAGUGGUCAGCAGUGGUCUAUCUCCUCUGGUUGAAAAGAUCAUGACUGACUUUUUAGGUGAUAAAGCAAAAGACAUUGAAGUCAUUGCUAAUGGAGGUCGCAUUGAAGACAGAAACUGGCAUAUUAUCUGGAGAGACGAUAGUAUUUAUGGCAAUGACAAGUCUAAAACACUUGCCAAGGCCCGUGAAACAGCAGAACAAGAUACCAUCUUUGUGUUUUGUGGUGAUGGCGUAUCUGACAUUUCUGCUGCUAAACAUGCCGAUGUCUUGUUUGCUCGUAAAGGUCGUGAUUUAGAAUUCUAUUGUAGACGAGAAGAUAUUCCUUUUAUUCCUUUUGAUACAUUUAAAGAUGUAGAAGACGUAGUUAGAAAGCUUGUUGAUGGUAAAGCCAGAAUAGAGAAAUCAACCAGUGGUUUCUGUCAAGUAGUGGACAAUUAAAGAACUAUUUUAUUAUUAUUGUUCAUU
Molecule: messenger RNA, 738 nt
Organism: Gilbertella persicaria
Lineage: Eukaryota; Fungi; Mucoromycota; Mucoromycetes; Mucorales; Choanephoraceae
Product: HAD-like domain-containing protein
Exons: 5
Coding region: 76-711 (211 amino acids)
Source: RefSeq, a predicted model, not a curated record